UCCCCAGCACGGCGACAGCCUCCUUCCCUCCCAGGGCUUCCUUCGGCUCCUGCUGCUGGGCCUGGGGGUCCUACCUUCUCCAACCUCUGCUACCUGUGAUGAGCCCCCAACAUAUUCCCAUAUGGAGCUCAUUGGCAACGCGAAAACCACUUACGACGUCGGGGAACGAGUUGAGUAUCGGUGUAAGCCUGGGUACCAGCGGAGUCCUUCUGAAGCCAUCUUUACAGUUUGUGGUGCGGACGAUAACUGGCCGCCUCUUUCAGAUGAUGCUUGUUAUAAAAAAUCAUGUACACUUCCACAGGACCCACUAAAUGGACACGUAAACUUCCUCAAUGAAAGUUACGAGUUGGGAACGCAAGUUCAAUUCAUUUGUAAUAAUGGUUUCUAUUUAAUUGGAAAUGAAAUUCUCCACUGUCUGCUCAGUGGAUCCGACGUGCAGUGGAGCAGUGAGGCCCCAGAGUGUGAGAAGUCUCUAUGUCGACCGCCCCCUAACAUACCAAAUGGAGGUUACUCAAGCAAGAAGGUCGUGUUUGAGUAUCUUGAAGUCGUAACGUAUACGUGCAAUGACAAUCCUGGAGGUGAUAAAUUUUCCCUCAUUGGGGAGGCCACGCUUCACUGUGCUGGGAGAGGUGUGUGGAGCAGUGACCCCCCUGAGUGCAAGGUGGUCAGAUGUCCACAUCCCGCAAUCCGAAACGGAAGACAGACGUCAGGAUUCAGAGCAAAGCAUUUCUACCAGGCCAGGGUGACGUUUGAGUGCCUGGACGGCUUCUUCCUUCACGGACAGGUUAUGGCUGUCUGCGAGGCUAAUGGCACUUGGCAGCCCCCCCUUCCAAGAUGCCUUCAGGAGCCCCCUCGUCUCACCACAAACAUUCCUGAGUCCAGAGGUGCAGAACCCACCAGCUCAGGAUCCAGUGGCGCAGGACCCAACCUCCCAAAGUCCAGCGCAGGCCGACUUCACCGUGAGCACUUAGGCGGGUGGGUGGUUGGUCCCACUGUUGCCUUCCUCUUGCAGGAACACUAAUUCGCAUCUGCCUGUGCAAACAUCCUCAAAACGAGAGGUAAAGGAGCCCAGAGGUGAAUGGAUAUAUCACUUGCCCCCCAGAAUCAGAUAUCCUCCCAGAGCAAGCCAAAAGGUUUUUAUAAACUUGUUUACCAGCUUGGUUUGAAUUCCAUUAAAAUUCAUUU
This is a messenger RNA of Chinchilla lanigera (long-tailed chinchilla), 1185 nucleotides long. Its product is annotated as membrane cofactor protein-like. The record is from RefSeq and is a predicted model, not a curated record. Gene Ontology annotation, cellular component: cell surface. NCBI's taxonomy places the organism in Eukaryota, Metazoa, Chordata, Mammalia, Rodentia, Chinchillidae.